Fusarium coffeatum is the source of this 696-nucleotide messenger RNA. RefSeq lists its product as uncharacterized. Bases 1 to 696 code for a protein of 231 amino acids. The transcript has 3 exons. Lineage: Eukaryota; Fungi; Ascomycota; Sordariomycetes; Hypocreales; Nectriaceae. The record is from RefSeq and is a predicted model, not a curated record.
AUGUCUUCUAUCGCACUUAUCUUCGGCGCAGGCUCCAACGUCGGAAACAGCGUCGCCAAAGGCUUCCUCGCAAAGGGAUACAAAGUCGCUCUUGCAUCCCGAUCUCAAGACCCAAAGACGUCAACAGAAACUGAGCUUCAUAUUCCCACAGACUGUAGCGACACUAGUUCAGUACUAGAGGCCUUUGCUAAGACGAAAGGUGCCUUCGGUAUCCCCAACGUGGUCGUGUACAACACCUACGCUGGACAAUGGAACAGCGCGGAGAAUAUCUUCGAAGUUUCUCUAGACCAUUUCCAGAGUAGUACCGCCGUCAAUAUCACAAGCGUCUACGCAGCAGCCCAAGAAGCAGUGAAAGGCUGGACGGAACUUCCUCAGUCAAGCAAGAAUACUUUCAUCCUGACAGGCAACGCCUCGAACGUCACUCCUCUUCCAGUGAUGAUGACGUUGACUGUAGGCAAGUCAGGCUCAGCUAGUCUUAUGGAAAUGGCUGCCCAGAGCUACAAAGACAAAGGUUACAGAUUCUAUUAUACUGAUGAGAGGCUCGAGGAUGGGACGCCGAUGUGGAAUGGUACUACCGCAGAGGCGCAUGCUGAGCUAUAUGUUGACUUGGCUGAGACGGAGGAGCAGAGGGAGUGGUAUCAGACUUUUGUCUCCGGAAUUGGAUACAAGAAGUUGCCUGCGCCCAAGAUCGACUGA